Messenger RNA from Lineus longissimus, 1112 nucleotides. Its product is annotated as L-proline trans-4-hydroxylase-like. The coding region runs from base 160 to 1041 and encodes 293 amino acids. Lineage: Eukaryota; Metazoa; Nemertea; Pilidiophora; Heteronemertea; Lineidae. The record is from RefSeq and is a predicted model, not a curated record. The transcript is spliced from 7 exons.
GUGACAUAGACUUGUUUUCGAUAAUCUGUGACAAGGAAGUAGCCUACAUCUACAUAUCGAACUAAUCAUUUCAUUGUCUAUUACUGUUUGAUUUUGGAUUGGGCCUAUCCACAUUCUAGGUUCUUGGCCGAAUCGUUUUCCACGAUCUUCCUUAUAAAGAUGCCAGUGCCGCACAAACUUCAAGAGUUUGAAGCCAAAGAUGGCGAUUUCGUCGUGACACCAGAUGUGCAGAAGGCUUUCGAUGAAUAUGGAUACAUUGUAGUCAGGGGCCUCCUCGAGCCAGAGGAACUGUCCGUAUUGAAAACAGCCAUCGAAAAGGAUGCGGCCACUCAGGACAAAUCGUACGGCAGAGACGAUGGGGCAGGGAGAAAGACCAGGGUCAGUCUGUGGAACCACCCAGGGGAUGAUGUGACUGGCGUUGUGGCCAGGGCAGAGAAAGUAGCCGGGACUUUCGAGAAGCUUCUUGGUGGGGAAGUUUACCAUUACCAUUCAAAAGUGAUAUUGAAGGAUGCCUUCACUGGUGGCGCACAUAUCUGGCAUCAGGACUACGGUUACUGGUACGAGAACGGAUGCCUGAUGCCAGACAUGGGGACUACCUGGAUCGCUUUGGACAAAGCAGACGAGAGCAACGGUUGUCUAAAGAUCAUCCCAGGAUCACACAAAGCGGGACGCGUAAGUCACAUCCGAGUUGGCGACCAGGCUGGCGCUGACCCAGAGCGCGUUGAAUACUUCUCGGAGAAGCUUGGCGUCCUUCCCACCGUCCUUGACCCAGGCGACGCCCUAUUCUUCCACUGCAACGUACUCCACCGCAGCGAUCAGAACAGCAGCCCGAACAGGAGGUGGUCGUAUCUUGUGUCCUACAAUCGUGCCAGUAAUGACCCAUUCAAGGAACACCACCAUCCCCGAUACACCCCGAUGGAAAAGGUCCCUAACUCCAUGAUCCGAAAAUGUACGACCGAUCUUAAGUCGGAAGGAAAAUGGUUCAUGGGCAACCCAAAUGAUGAAGAUAUUUCCUUGGCUGGUUUGCAUGGUGGACACUAACCACAUGUACUAUAUGUCAACAGAAAAACAUGGCUUUAACAGCUAAAUUCCUGAGCUUACACCACUACAUU